UGCCAGUGCUGCCUUCUGCCCGUUCUGCAGCAUUCUACUCGCGUGCACGUGGUUGCAGCUGGUUGCAGCGAACGUUCUUUAUUUACAAAAGUGCUAUCUGGUUUAAAUGCAUUUAUAUUUUACACAUUGUUAAACACGUGUUGCUCAUUCGCGUUCGUUAUAUAAAAUGGUUGUAUUCACUUGUAACAAUUGCGGCGAGUCGCUGCGCAAACAAAAAGUUGCACAGCAUUACAUGAUGCGAUGCCGGAGGAUGCCAAUGAACAUAUCGUGUGUCGAUUGUUUCAAAGAUUUUUUGGGUAAUGAGUAUGAGAAGCAUACAGAGUGCAUAACCGAACUUGAAAGAUACGGCGAUAAAUCUGCGGGUAUUACAGCCCCGAAGUACGCGAAAAAACAAAAAGAAUGGCUCAGUGUAGUGGAAAAUGUACUAAAUAGCGAUAAAAGUUUGUCCAAGGAGGAACUACACUUCUUGAAUCUUUUGUCUAAACACAAAAACAUUCCGCGGAAAAAGUCCAAGUUUGAGAACUUUGUAAAGUGUGCUAUGGGCUCUCGGAGAAUAAAGCCUGAUGUAAUUAACAGUGUUUGGGACAAACUUUCGGCUUAUAAAAGUGAUGUUCAAAAUGACAAUACUCAAAACGAAAAACAGCAGGAGAAUGCAGGUCAAACUGAUGAGAAUGACGUGAGCAUGCAUCAAGAAAAUAGUAUUGUUGAAAACCAAAAUAAUGAGAACAUAGACAGAGAAAAGCAGAAUGGGGAUCAUGAAAGUACAAAUGGUCUUCAGAAUGGUACUGGUAGUAAUGAUAAGAGUAAAAAGAAAUUGAAGAAAAGGACAGCAUCUGAAGCAGGUCAAGAGCAAACAGAAACCAGAAAUAAUACUGAAGAACCAAUCACCAAGAAAAAAAAGAAACAUGCUUCCACAGAGGAAACAGUUUCAUCAGAAAAGAAUGAAGACACUCUGAUUUCUGAAACCUCGAUUAAUCAAGACGACGCGAACUUAACUUUCAGUUGGAAAGAUGCUAUUCUUAGUACGGUAAAAAGUAAAGGGGAAAUAUCUUUGAAAAAGUUGCAGGAUAAAGUCAUCUCACGAUACAUGAACUUUUCUUCGAACACCGUGUCACGCGAGAAAGCAUUUAGUAAAUUCAAUAAGAAACUGAAGAAAGUAUCGGAAGUAAUAGUUUCCGAUGAAAAAGUGAGAUUAGCCUAAUUUGACUGGUUUCAUGUCAUUUUAUGUUUCUUUAAAGAAGAUAUGAUUCAUUGACAUUAAUUGUUCGAUUGAUUACUUCGAAUAUUAACAUAUACUAUUGCUGGUACGUGAAACAAAACAAGAGGUUUGCGAUGAGUGAAUAAAACUUGUUGAAAUUAUCACAGAAUUUAUUUAAAAUUUUUCAUUUAUCAGUGUGAAUAAUUAUUAAGUGUAUAAAGUAUAACAACAAUAAAUAGUACAAUGAGAAUUGUAUACAGCAUAAAAUCAUUCUGUCAAGUAUGUUUACUUGGAGGCAAAGAAUUUUUAUAUAAAUAAAUGGUUUAAAAUACA
Ceratina calcarata is the source of this 1531-nucleotide messenger RNA. RefSeq names its product cell growth-regulating nucleolar protein. Lineage: Eukaryota; Metazoa; Arthropoda; Insecta; Hymenoptera; Apidae. Gene Ontology annotation, biological process: negative regulation of transcription by RNA polymerase II; rRNA processing. Gene Ontology annotation, molecular function: DNA binding. Bases 167 to 1201 code for a protein of 344 amino acids. The transcript is spliced from 3 exons. The record is from RefSeq and is a predicted model, not a curated record. Gene Ontology annotation, cellular component: nucleolus.